UCUCUUUCUUUCAAAGGCAACAAACUACAAGAAGUGAUUCUAACUUUCAAUGGUACCAACGAAAAGCUCCUGAAUCUGAGCCUAGAUGAUAACCAAUUCCCCAACAUAAGCAUUCCAGUGUUUCGGGGACUUGACAAGAUGGAGGAGCUCAGUCUCAGUUGCAUGCCUUCUCUGACCAAUGUAGCCUUUGAUGCUUUCCACGGUCUUCCAUCACUCAAACACCUCAAUAUUAGUCACAAUCCAGGCCUAACACUGGUGCAUUCACACCUAUUUGAUCACCUUCCUAAGUUGGCAUCAAUUGAUCUCAGUUACAACAACCUAUCCAGCCUGUCAUUAUUGACAUUCCAUAACAAUCACAACCUGCAAACAGUGAAGCUAGAUGGCAAUCACUUUACGUGUAACUGUGGCUUGGCCUGGUUAGCAAAAUACGUCACCACGAACUCUACUGUUUACAGUGGGGACCUACACUGUCUUUUAGACGGUAAACAAAUACAUCUUACCAAAGCUACAAAUCUCCAUGAAAUGUGUAAUGAAAUUCCCCAGGUCAAUACAACAGAAAUCUUAUUCUUUGCAAUUGGAUCUUCUGCUCACAUCACAUGUGAGUUUGAGCCUGACCCUGACAGUGUGGUGAUAUGGACCACUCCUCGCAACAAGAUCCUGACCUACCAUGCCUUCCACCCUGAUGUGAUAUCCCACAUGCUGAGCAAGGAGGACAUGCAGCUCAACAGCUCCUACCAUGCCUCCCACUACUGGCACAACAGCUCAAGCUACUACGCCAGCCUCAGCAGCUUCAAGGACAGGAUCGUCCUGCUCAACGACGGCUCACUAUACAUCGACUAUGUCCUCCGCCUUGACAACGGUCCUUAUAAGUGCUUAGUGAUGAAUGCAAACUACAACUCUUCAGAUGUAAUCAUGGUGAGACUUGACUACAGUGUCUUAUUCAAUGUCAAAGUCAUAAGUAUUAUUGUGGGUUCCGGAUGUGCUAUUUCCUUUCUUCUACUAAAUAUCAUAUACUCAAUCAUCAGAGCAAUAGCUCGACGACUAGUCAACAAACGUCGCAGGGUAGCAAUCAGAAAACUCCUUGAAAACUUGGAUCUUUACAAGACAACACAAUUUGCCAGAUUACGUGAAAACUACAGUGGCCAGCUGAACCGCAUCAGGGACCAGUAUCACAAUCAGUUCCACCGUCUGAGUGAAAACUACAACUCCCAGUUGAAGCGGGUGAGGCAGGGCUGCUCUCACCAGGUCGUCCGAAUCAGGGACAACUACACGACAAAGGUGGGGCGGCUGCGCAACUACAGCUCACAUCAGAUUGAGCAGAUCCGGAGAUGUACAACAACCAGCUAUUGAAGAUGCGUGACUAUGGGUCUCUGCAGAUGGUGCGUCUGCAUGAGAAGUACAAGCUCCAGCAGCAGCAUGUCAUCAAGCUGCUGGAGACCAUGAACCUGGACAACUGCAAGACUGUGAUAGAGACUGAGUGCUUGAGGACUGAGAGCAU
Haliotis rubra (blacklip abalone) is the source of this 1498-nucleotide messenger RNA. Its product is annotated as leucine-rich repeat-containing protein 4B-like. Gene Ontology annotation, molecular function: protein binding. The transcript has a single exon. The record is from RefSeq and is a predicted model, not a curated record. The coding region runs from base 139 to 1350 and encodes 403 amino acids. NCBI's taxonomy places the organism in Eukaryota, Metazoa, Mollusca, Gastropoda, Lepetellida, Haliotidae.